AAAAUCAAACCGGCUUCGCUUUUUUCCAAACAUUAGUUCCGUUCUGUUUUGACUAAAUUCAAAACAAACUUUAAAACGACAAUUUGUCGUAACUACUAAUAGAUUAAAAUAAUUUGUCGUAUUGUGUAAAUUUACAUACAAUUUUCAUUGGCUAAAGUUUAUAAUAGCGGCAGAAUUUAGACUCAAGCUACCAGGCUAAGUGUGGCUAAUGCUAACAUAAACAACAGCAUUGAAGAAGCAGCAGUGAAGAAGAGGAGGCUAUGCAACAGUAUCUCUAAAAACAGGGUCACUAUGGACGACGUGGAGCCUAACCGUGGUUCAGAGGAGCAAACAGAUUCAUUGCACAACCAAAAUAAUGAGACUGAAAAUUUUAAGUCUUCCAAUAAAGAUGGAAAGAAUAAAAAUCUGUCAACGAAAGGUGUGAAAAGAGGACGAAAACCAGAAAAAAAAGACAAGCCUCCAGCAAUAGAUAAUGGUCAUUUGCUGAAAACUUACCUGCCCGACACCUCCACCGCCCAGAUUUUCCGCACCCACCGCUGCCCCAGUUGUCACCGCUGCUUCAAGAUGAGCGCUCACCUCAAACAACAUCUAAAACUUCACUCCCCGGACCCAGAACUCCAGUGUCCCACCUGUAAACGCCAUUUCACCAGCAAAAGCAAACUGCGUGUUCACCAGCUUCGAGAGGCCGGUUUAAAAUCCCACCAGUGCCACUUGUGCCCAUACUCAGCCGUGGAACGCAAUUCACUUCGCCGCCAUCUUGUCUCGGUUCACGCAGAUAAAACAGAAGACGGUCCAGAGUUGAAUUUUGCGUGUCCAGUUUGUAAUGAAUGUUUUCGUCAAAGCAAAUUACUAAAAAAUCACAUGAAGUCUCACAAUGUAGCGAAAAACAGCACACAGCAUUUUUGCAUUGAAGAAGGCUGUUCAUUUAAUAGCACUUUAUUACAUUUGAUUCAACAUAUCACGGAAACGCAUAAUUUCACUCCGAUUGAAUGCCAGCAUCACGCUUGUACGGCCAUUUUUAGGACCAAAACACUGAUGGAAGAGCAUUUUAAGAAUCACCAAGCUUACCACUGCACAGACUGUGACUUUGCCUGUUCAAAUAAACGUAUCUUUGCUCAGCAUUGCAGACAGGGGCAUGCUGGGGGAGAGGAGUUUUCUUGUGAAUUUUGUGAUUUUAAAACGUUUAAUUCGGUGGCGUUUGAGAGACAUGUCGGGCACUUUCACGCCGCGGAGAAGAUCCACAAAUGCUCCGAGUGCGAGUUCACCACAGCGCAUAAGCGAGGACUGAAGAGGCACAUGCUAACCCACACCGGUGAGAAGUGUCACAAAUGCAGCGUGUGUGAGUUCCGGUGCAGAGACCAGUCGUAUCUGAGCAGACACAUGCUCCGACACGGCCACAGUAAGAACCACAUGUGCUCGGAGUGCGGCUACGUCACCAAGUGGAAGCACUACCUCACAGUGCACAUGAGGAAGCACAGUGGAGACCUCAGGUACGAAUGUGACCAGUGCAAUUAUCGCUGUCACAGAAUGGACCAACUCAACAGCCACAAACUCCGGCACCAAGAAAAAUCCCUCAUCUGUGAAAUCUGCGCUUAUUCCUGCAAACGCAAAUACGAACUACGCCAACACAUGAUUUCAAAACACUCUGAAAAUGACCAACCCGCUGCCGUUUACAAGUGCAAGUUCUGCUCUUACUCCUCCUCAUAUCGGCAAGCCCUCAAAAACCACGAAAACUGCAAACAUACCAAAUCUAAGCAGUUCCAAUGUGCACUAUGUAGCUACACGUCAUUUAGCGGCACCAGCUUAUUUCUGCAUAAACGGAAAACCCACGGAUACGUACCAGGAGACAAGACCUGGCUGCAAAAUUACGCUUUAAAAGAAAAAGAGAAACACAUCACAGGAAAUUUGGAUGUUUUUUACAAUAACGCGACGCCUCAGCAACUUAUAGACGCCAGUGCUACAGAAAUGAGUGGCACAGAUGCUAACAAAACAAAUGCUAAAGUUGACGGGAUUAGAGAUUUGAACGUUAUAGCGCAAGAAGUAGCAAAUAACGACAAUUUUGAGAGUCCGAGUGAAGAGUAUUGCACGCUUGUUUUAACCACGCUUCCGAGCAUUGAGGAGCAAACUUCCACUCUGCAGGAAAAUAGUCAGAAUUCAAUGUAUGUAGCAGAAAAUAAUAACUUAUCACCCAAAAACGCAAGCUUGAUAACUAGCUUUAGCUCAGAAGACGAAGGAGACGCUAGUUUAGAUGGUGAGCAAAAUUAUUCAGGCAAACCAAACCAAAUUGAGGAGUUUGAAGAAAUUGAAAAAAGUGUCGAAAGUCGUAGUGCGAAGUUACAUCAUGAAAUUGCAGUGAAAGAUUUGAAAGAAUUAGAAAAGAUACAAGCUAAUGCUAUGGUUUUGGAGGGCCACGUGGAGCUGUUAAUGUUACCAACGCAAAAAAAUAGCAAAGGGAGGGAGGUGAGGGAUAGAAAAAAAUUUAAUUGUCAAGAUUGUGGUGUAGAAUUCAAGCUAAGACGAAAUUUGGACAAUCACUGCAAAAAUAAAUGCAUUUCGAAGCAAAAUUGUGAAAUGAAAGCAAAAUUGCAAAUGAACAAAUUGAUUGAACAAGAAGUAGUAGAAUUUCCUAGCAACGUUGAAACCAGGAAUUUAGAUUGGAAUUUAAAUUUGCAAAAUAGCAACGAACCACAACUGGAAACUGCUAAUAUUUCUGCUAAUCUAGAUGAAUUCAGUAAAACAAAUCAAGACAGAAACAGCCAGUGUCCACAAGCUAAAACUGCAGACGCUGUAGCAGAUAAAGAUUGUCCUUACGCUAAAAUUAACGACAAAUUUGAAUGUAAACAAUGCAGGUUUUCAGCUAUAAAAGUAGCCACAAUUGAACGACACAUAGCAACUUGUGUAACAAAAUCUAGCGAGCAAAAGUCUCAGAAAAUGCCAGAAAAAAAUAAGUUUGAAGAUCUCGAAGAAAGUAGCGAGAAAAGCAAAUUGGAAAGACAUGCAAAAACUGCGAACCUAAAAGCUUUUAAUUGUAGCGGUUGCAAAUUCGUUGCUAAAUCCGUGCUAUCUUUAAAUCGUCAUGAAGUUCUUGUUCAUAAGAAAGUAGCAAGUAAAUUUAACUGUAAAUACUGUUCCUUUGGUUGCAAAUUUGAACACCGCUUGCUGCAACACGUAGCAGUCAAACAUAGCGCCAAAAACGCAUUUCGGUGUCGAUUUUGUAGCUUUACCACAAAACGAAAAUACAGAUUGGAAGAACACGAAUCUAGACACACCGGUAUUGGCCGCCAUACCUGUGACAUUUGCGAUAACACGUUUGGAUCUUUGAGCAUAUUACAAAAACAUAAAUCGCGACUUCACGAUAAAAAUCCCACGCAUUUUUGCACGAAUUGCGACUUUUCUAGUUUUUCCCAAGACGAUAUUAAACGGCAUAAUACGCGAUGCCAUUCGGGGGAUAUGAAAUUCAACUGCCAAAAAUGCGACGCAAAGUUUAGCUCGCAAAUCUCGCUUACCAAACAUUGCAAACGUGUCCAUAUGAGGAGAUUUACGUGCAAGCAGUGCCAAUACACAUGUGGUAGCAGUGUUGAAUUGAAAGCACACCAAGUUUGCAAGCAUAAAUUAGCAAAAGGGACGAUUUUAAAGGAGAUAUCAACAGCUAAGGACUCAAAAGCUAAGCAUACAUGCCAACUGUGCCAAUUCACCACCAAAACUAAAAAGCUACUUGCUCAACAUUUGUCAGACGAGCAUGAAAACGACGUGGACGGUGCGAAGUCGCUUAAAUGUAGUCAGUGUGAGUUUGCCUGUAAGUUCCAGCUGGUUUUGGAGCAGCACUUGAGGAGUCACGGAGGGAAGCGUCUGUACAAAUGCACUCACUGUGAAUACUCGAGCAGAAACAAACAGAAGAUGACAUGGCACAUCAGGACCCACACUGGAGACCGGCCGUACAGAUGUGAGGAGUGCAGCUACGCGUGCUCUGACCCCUCCAGGCUCAAGCAGCACAUGCGGGUGCAUCAGGAGGAAAGGAAAUACUUGUGUCCUGAGUGCGGAUACAAGUGUAAAUGGGCCACGCAGCUCAAGUGUCACAUGACCAAGCACACGGGAGAGAAGCGCUUCGCCUGUGUGGACUGUGAGUACCGCUCCAACCGCGCUGACGCCCUCCGCUCUCACCGGGACACCCAGCACAGCUCCACGCGCCCGUUCAUCUGUGAAAAGUGCGGCAAAUCCUUCAAAACCAACUUCAUCCUCAAAUCUCACCAACAGCAGCACAGUGACGGGCGGCCCUUCACGUGUGGCCUCUGUCAGAAAAGCUUCAAAUGGCCCGCCGGCUUGCGACAUCACUUCCUCUCCCACACCAAGCAGACGCCAUUUUGUUGUCGACUUUGUUCGUACAGGGCCAAGCAGAGGUUCCAGGUGGUGCGGCAUUUAAAGAAACACCAUCCAGGAGUAACAGUGGAGGAGGGAGUGGAGAGGGAUGGGGAGAUAGGAGGUUUGACCAUAAAAGAGGCACUGGAGGGCACUACGGAGAAAAAGUGAUGCACCUGUACUUCUAGGAGUGGACGAUAUGGACAAAAAUUAAGAUCAUGAUAUUUUGAGUGUCCUUAAUGAUAAUAAAAGAUGUGUUUUAACAUUUCCUUAGGCAUAUUACUAGGCCUGUAACAAUAACAGAUUUUGCUGGACGAUUAACGAUAAUAUUGAUAUUUUGAGAUCAUUUUCAACUAAUAUAAUGACAAUGAAAUAAAAAUGCAAAUACACCCUUUCAAAGAUCAAUAAACUUGACUUUCUAAAGAACAUUUAACCCAGGAACUGCAAGACAACCAAAAACAAUAGGCCUAAAUAAAAUAGACUUGUUAACAUUGGAAAAGGGUAAUGUAGGCUUAAACAGCAAGGUCUUGUUAACAAAAAAUGCACUUAAAUAAACCAUUGUUGAACCAAAUACAACCAAAACAAUAAAUAAAAUUGAUUAUUAAGUCUGUA
Boleophthalmus pectinirostris (great blue-spotted mudskipper) is the source of this 4968-nucleotide messenger RNA. It is a transcript of the gene znf142, whose product is annotated as zinc finger protein 142. The record is from RefSeq and is a predicted model, not a curated record. The transcript has 7 exons. Gene Ontology annotation, cellular component: nucleus. Gene Ontology annotation, biological process: regulation of gene expression. Lineage: Eukaryota; Metazoa; Chordata; Actinopteri; Gobiiformes; Gobiidae. The coding region runs from base 292 to 4527 and encodes 1411 amino acids.